Molecule: messenger RNA, 1950 nt
Organism: Papaver somniferum (opium poppy)
Lineage: Eukaryota; Viridiplantae; Streptophyta; Magnoliopsida; Ranunculales; Papaveraceae
Product: protein FAR1-RELATED SEQUENCE 5-like
Exons: 1
Coding region: 1-1950 (649 amino acids)
Biological process (GO): regulation of DNA-templated transcription
Source: RefSeq, a predicted model, not a curated record
AUGGUUCAUAUGAUUCAUAUGUUUAUUAUUCACAGAACUGUUUAUAUCGUAAACUUAUAUCAGGUUUAUGAUACAUCUAAUCUGAUUUUAAGUGUAGACGGCGGUGUCAGUUUAGAUGAUACUGAGAAGGAAGCGGGUGAAAAGACUCAAAAUACCGAUGAGGAUGAAUGGUACAUUGGAAAAAAGUUUGAAACACAUGAUGAUUUGUUCCGUGCUUAUAAAGCAUAUGCAAAACGUGAAGGAUUUGCAGUUAGAAAAAGAACUAAUUGGAGAAACGAAGAAGGAAUCAUUAAAAGUGUGAUGUAUGUUUGUAACCGAUCAGUAAAUCCUGUUAACAAGACUAAAAAUAUAGCCAAACAUCGCAAGAGCAAUUGUUGUGAUUGCAAGGCUUACGUUACUGCAAGAUUGGAUGAUGAAGACAAAUGGGAGAUUAGUCAACUUAAGCUUGAUCACAAUCAUACGUAUGAUCCAAGUCUGUCUCGGCAUUAUCGACAACAUCGGAAAGUUGAACCACAUGUAUUACGUACCAUCGACCUUAAUGACCAAUCAGGAAUUCCAAUGGAAAAGACUUUCCGCUCUGUGGUGAAUCAGUAUGGUGGAUAUGAUAAAGUUGAUUGCAGUGAAAAAGAUUGUAGAAAUGCUCUUGCAGAAAUACGCCGACUACGACUUGGUGAAGGGGAUGCAACUGCUUUGAUGAAAUAUUUUUCCAAGAAGGUAAAAGAGAAUAGUGGGUUUUAUUUCGAAGUUGACUACGAUGAUGAAAAUCAAUUGAGAAACGUAUUUUGGGCUGAUGGUUGGAGUAGAGAAGCGUAUAAAGAAUUUGGCGAGGUCAUUAGUUUUGAUGCCACUUACAUGACAAACGAUUAUGAUAUGCCUUUCACUCCUUUUGUCGUGGUUAAUCACCAUGGACAAUCAAUAUUUCUUGGAUGUGGGUUGCUUUGUAAUGAAACUACAGAAACAUUUGUAUGGCUAUUUAAGAAGUGGCUAAAGUGCAUGUCUGGAUGUGCUCCGAGAGCAAUUAUAGAUGAUCAGUGUCAAGCCAUGAAGAAUGCGGUUGAAAUUGUUUUUCCGGAAGCUAGGCACAGAUGGUGUCUGUGGCACAUAAUGAAAAAAAUUCCUGAAAAGUUUGGUAGUUAUAAACAAAGAGAAAAAAUUGUGUUUGCUUUGCAAGAGGCAGUAUAUGAUUCCCAGACUCCAGCUGAGUUUGAAGAAUCAUGGAAGAAAAUGAUCGACAAAUACAAUUUACAGCAAAACACAUGGUUGAGAGAUUUAUACCCUGAGAAAGAACGAUGGGUACCAUGUUUUCUUAAAGACACGUUUUGGGCGGGGAAGGCUUCUACUCAGCAUAGCGAAAGCAUAAACGCAAUCUUUAAAGGUUAUGCUUAUUCAAAGACAAAAUUAAAACAGUUUGUUGAACUAUGUGAACAAGCUUUGAGGGCUAAAGUAAAAAAAGAGUUUAAAGAAGAUGCGGAGUCAUGUACAAAGGCAAUUCCUCUUAUUUAUGGCUAUCCUUUUGAAAAACAGCUUCGGGAUAUGUAUACCCUUGUGAAGUUUCAAGAGUUCCAGAAAGAAAUUCGUGGGAAGAUUGCAUGUGAAGUGGUUGAUUUUGAUGAGGUGACCGAGGUUCAUAAGUAUGUUAUUCGAGAGGAUAUUUGGCUUGAUAAUGAUUUUUGUAAGAAGGUGAAAUUUAAUGUUACAUUCCGUAAAAUAGAAACGGAUGAUGAUAGCAGUGAAGAGGAGGAUGGUGAUAUCGCUGUUGAAGUUGUAGAUGAUGGUGAAGGCAUGGUUGAUUUAGAGACAAAUAAUGAAAGCGAAACAGAUGACAACGAAACAAAUGGAAGUGAAACCGAAAGAAGCGGCACAGAUGAUAGUGAAAAGGAGGAAUGUGUGUUUGAUAAAAGGACAGACGAAACAGAAGCAACUGAAGCUAAAAAAAUAAAAAAAAAUUAG